Molecule: messenger RNA, 400 nt
Organism: Amorphotheca resinae ATCC 22711
Lineage: Eukaryota; Fungi; Ascomycota; Leotiomycetes; Helotiales; Amorphothecaceae
Exons: 1
Coding region: 81-287 (68 amino acids)
Source: RefSeq, a predicted model, not a curated record
UCGCUCCCUCUCGCAAUAAUAUUCUCAUCUCAUCCCGCCUCUUUUCUCCUCAUUACUCCGUAUUCUCGUCUUCAUAAAUAAUGUCAAGUACGUGCAUCGCGCACCGACGCGUUCAACAUCCCGAAUCCCCCUUGGGAAUCGUCGCCCACCAACCAACUAGCCACCGACCAGCUGCAGCGCAGGGAUCGCGUCGAUUCAUUUUCCCUCGAAGUCUGGUACCGUACUCCGCAGGCAAGGUAAUAAGUGGAAAGCCGCGUCUGGACCAGCAACACGACGACAAUAAGUGAGACUGGGCGGACCGCGGAGGAAACAAUGGCAGUAAUCCUUUGCGACAGGAUGGUGUAUAGUGUGUGCAGGUACACGUCCCCAGGGUCCCCCUCAAAGUCCAAGAUUCCGGCUG